This is a messenger RNA of Kogia breviceps (pygmy sperm whale), 1452 nucleotides long. RefSeq names its product TNFAIP3 interacting protein 3 (gene TNIP3). Lineage: Eukaryota; Metazoa; Chordata; Mammalia; Artiodactyla; Physeteridae. The record is from RefSeq and is a predicted model, not a curated record. Gene Ontology annotation, biological process: regulation of transcription by RNA polymerase II; cellular response to lipopolysaccharide.
AUGGAGCUGGAUAAUAAAAUCUGCGAUCUGAUUGAGAGGAAUGUUUCUCCUGAUCCCAGAGGGGUCACCCCGGGUCCAAUGCCGAGUCACAGAAGUCCAUGUUCUGUGAAGACUCCAGGAAAACCAGCUUCCGUGGCACAUUUCCUACCAUGCACAACUAGAAUGAGUGGUACAGAAAGUUCUACGGAGCAUGCAGAGUGGACUCAAUCAUCGAGAAGAAAGAACUUAACAAAUUCCCUUGAACAAAAGAUAAGGUGCCUGGAAAAACAGAGAAAAGAGCUCCUGGAAGUUAACCAACAAUGGGAUCAGCAAUUUAGAAGCAUGAAAGAGUUAUACGAAAGGAAGGUCGCAGAGCUGAAAACGAAACUGGACGCCGCAGAAAGCUUCCUAGGCACGCUGGAGAAGGAGCUGCAGCAGAGCCAGAGGGAGAGCGACCUGCAGCAGCGCGAGGAGAAGGAAAAGGAGAGCCUAAAUGAAGAAUUACAUGAAUUGAAGAGAGAGAAUAAGCGUUUGAAGGAAGAAAAUGCUCUCGCGAACCAGAAGAAGCGACAUUUUGAAUGUGAAAUAAAACGCCUCAAUAAGGCUCUUCAGGAUGCCUUAAAAAUGGAGUGUUCUUCAUCUCCUGAGGACUGUUUGGGGAAGUCUGAAAUGGAGUGCAGCCAUGAAGAGAUGAGAACAGAGAUGGAAGUUCUCAAACAGCAGGUGCAAAUAUACGAAGAAGACUUCAAAAAGGAGCGAUCAGACCGAGAAAGACUUAAUCGAGAAAAAGAGGAGCUACAGCAAAUUAAUCAAACUUCUCAAACCCAGUUGAACAGGCUGAAUUCUCAGAUAAAAGCUUGUCAGAUGGAGAAAGAAAAACUAGAAAGGCAAUUAAAACAGAUGUAUUUCCCAACCAAUUUCCACCUGCGGGAUCCAUGCCUACUGACAGGCCCUGGGGCUGUGCAGGAUCUACAGAAGUACCCACCGGACUGUCAGUGGCAUGCUCCCGGCCUGUCUCCUCCAGAUGUGCAGGACAAGGCAAAUGGUUUCUCCUCAGAAAGGAAAGCCAAUGUGUAGAAGCACACGCUGUUGGAGGAGCACACAGGCCGAGGGAGAGCUCAGCUGAGGGCCCUCGUUCCUCUUUUUACUGUGGCUUGUGUCUGCCUCACCUGCACAUCACCCCCUCCACUACUUAUACCUGUAAUGUUUCCCUUUGGCACAGAUGGAGGCCAAGGCUGUGACAGCUGAGAUCCUGAUCAAGUCCUAGGGGCCAAAAUUAUACAACCCCUCAGAACUUCCAGCUUCCUCGAAAUGAGAAAAUCCUAAUGUGAUGGUGAUGGCUUUGCUGAGUACAUAUAUACUUAGAGAAGUAGUUCAGAGACACAUCGAUUUGCAGUUAAAUCUGUGUUUUUCUUCCUGUGCAUCUGCGUAAUUAUUAACAAAAAACGUAACUCUGUCUUCUCAAACCAAUUA